Messenger RNA from Helianthus annuus (common sunflower), 1636 nucleotides. RefSeq names its product equilibrative nucleotide transporter 3. The record is from RefSeq and is a predicted model, not a curated record. Gene Ontology annotation, molecular function: nucleoside transmembrane transporter activity. Lineage: Eukaryota; Viridiplantae; Streptophyta; Magnoliopsida; Asterales; Asteraceae. The transcript has 9 exons. Gene Ontology annotation, cellular component: plasma membrane. Gene Ontology annotation, biological process: nucleoside transmembrane transport. Bases 145 to 1422 code for a protein of 425 amino acids.
GUGUACCACAUUUGUUAAUCAAAUAUCCAAAGAAUUCUUGAUCCAUAAAACUCUAAAUGACCCGUGUCACAACCAUCAAAGAUUCCCACAACAAUAAAAAGCCAGCAUCCGCGUCCCAUUCAUCCAGACGUACAAACUGCUUCGAUGGAAGUUUCAGUAGCAGCAACAGCAUCUGCGUCACGUUCAUCUGAGAAUCCAACAAAAGUUGAGGGCAAGUAUAAAGCAAUGCUGAUGUGUUGGAUUCUUGGAAUUGGAUGUUUGUUUUCUUGGAAUAGUAUGUUGACAAUAGAAGACUACUAUAUUAAUCUGUUUCCGAAAUACCACCCCUCAAGAGUCCUCACACUCGUGUAUCAACCAACGGCGUUUAUAACACUCGUGAUACUUACAUACUAUGAAGCAAAAGUCGAUACUAGAAAACGAAACUUACUUGGAUAUGUUCUAUUCUUCUUUAGUACUCUCGCAGUUCUUGUUUUGGAUCUAGCCACGUCUGGUAGAGGAGGAAGAGGACCUUUCGUCGGUGUAUGUGUAGUAAGUGCCGCAUUUGGAUUAGCCGACGGGAUUGCACAAGGUGGAAUGGUCGGAGACUUAUCAUACAUGCUUCCAGAGUUCAUUCAAUCGUUUCUUGCAGGGCUUGCUGCAUCAGGCGCUAUUACCUCCUGUUUGCGCAUGUUAACGAAAGGCUUGUUUGAUAAUUCACAAAACGGUUUACGAAAGGGAGCUAUUUUGUUCUUUGCUAUAUGCGCAAUCUUUGAGUUGCUUUGCGUUCUUCUUUACGCAUUCGUUUUCCCCAAGCUUCCGAUUGUGAAAUUCUUCCGCUCGAAGGCAGCUUCUGAAGGGUCUAAAACGGUUUCCGCAGAUGUUGUUGCUGGUGCCAUUCAAUCACAUUGUGAAAAUGUGGGUACUAAUCUUGAAAAGCUGGGAAGAUUAAGCAACAAGCAAUUGCUCAUAGAAAACAUAGAUUAUGCAAUGGAUAUGUUUCUAACAUAUCUUCUAACAUUGUCUAUUUUCCCUGGGUUCUUAUCGGAGGACACCGGCUCACAUAGCUUGGGUUCAUGGUAUGCAGUUGUUCUGAUUGCUAUGUUCAAUGUAUGGGAUCUGGUGGGACGAUAUAUUCCACUCCUCCAAGGUGCGAAAUUGGAAUCACGAAAAGGGAUUGUCAUAGCAGUUUUUGCAAGAUUUUUGCUCAUUCCAGCGUUCUAUUUCACGGCUAAGUAUGCUGAUCAGGGCUGGAUGAUAGUUUUGACAUCGUUUUUGGGGUUGUCUGGUGGUUACCUUACAGUCUGCAUUCUUACUUCCGCUCCAAAAGGAUAUACGGGUCCGGAACAGAAUGCAUUAGGGAAUAUACUUGUGUCGUUUCUAAUGGGAGGCAUUUUUAUCGGGGUCACCUCCGACUGGUUAUGGCUAAUUGGCAAAGGUUGGUGAGUGUCAUGUAAGUUGGUUUGUCGGUCACAUGAGACUGGUUGUAUGGCAAUCCGAAAUUGUUAAUAAAUAAUUAGUGUCAUCACAAAACAGUUAUGGUCCAAUUUCUUUACACUCUUCUUCCUAUCUACCUCUAUUUCCUGAACUUUUUUAGAUCAUACUGCAUGUCUCGUUUUCUUUGUUAGAUAUUAUAAGAAGGCAGGGCACGUUUACUUGU